AAUACUGCAGGAGAAAAUAUGUAUAGACAUCUGCGAAGUUUGUUUGGAAAUAAAACGAACAUCUAUCGUAGAAGAGCAGAGAAUUACCAAUUAGAAGUUGGAAGGACUUCCACAGUGUAAGUUGCACAUGAUCAAACAGAAAAAGGUUUAACUUUGACGAGCAACUCAAUCGCACCACCACCGGACCACAAGAACCCUGUUGAUCAUCGCCAUGGCAACGAGAGGAAUUCUGUCACUUCGAUUCAACCAAGACCAAGGUUGUUUCAGCUGUGGAACCGAGACAGGACUUCUUAUCUACAAUGCAGACCCUCUUGCUCUCAAGUUAAGAUUAGACAAGGAGGAUGUUGGGAGUGUUUGUCAGGUUGAGAUGCUUCACAGAACCAAUCUCAUAGCUGUAGUGGCUGGAGGAGCUACCCCUAAGUUUGCAGAGAACACAGUUCUUAUAUGGGACAACCUGAAGAAGAAGUUCAUCCUGGAAUUCACCUUUCCUGCCCUGGUACUGUCUGUUAGACUUACCAGAGAGAGAUUGAUAGUUGCACUGCGGACAAAAGUCUACGUCUACAGCUUUCCUGAUAACCCACAGAAAUUGAUGGCGAUUGACACUCGACCAAACCCUAAUGGUAUAUUAGAAGCAUGCCCGACAUCUGAUCACCCACUGAUCGUCUUCCCUGGUCACAAGUCAGGGAGCAUCCAGUUGGUCGACCUCUCCCUGGCCCAACCAGGCAAGUCAUCAGCUCCAAUCACCAUCAAUGCUCAUCAGGGUGAUAUCCACUGUAUAGCCAUCAACCAAGAGGGCAGUCUUGUUGCGACGGCGUCAACUAAGGGUACCCUGAUCCGAGUGUUUGACACCCUCAACAAGCGUCUAGUCAUUGAAUUACGAAGAGGUUCUGAUCCUGCUACUCUGUACUGCAUAAACUUCAGCAAUGACUCUGCCUAUCUGUGUGCUUCUAGUGAUAAGGGAACAGUUCACAUCUUUGCAUUGAAAGAUUCGUCAUUGAACAAGAGAUCAUCGUUGGCCAAAGUUGGACUAUUAGGACCCUACGCUGAAUCUCAAUGGGGGCUCACAAACUUCACUGUCCCUGCAGAGUGUGCGUGCAUAUGUGCCUUUGGCCCUCAGUCGUCCGUCAUCGCCAUCUGCAUCGAUGGAACGUUCCACAAGUACGUCUUCACUCCGGAGGGGGGUUGCAAUCGCCAGGCUUACGAUGAGUAUCUGGAGCUGGGAGAUGACGAUGAAUUCUGAGGAGAAGCGAGGGGCCCGUUUCACAAAUCCUUUUUACAAUGACAAAUGACAAAAAUCAGUGACAAAGCUGCUGAUAACCAAUCAGAAGCAAGGGUUUCAGUAGCUUAUAACAAAAACUGUCAUUGGUCACUGAUGACAAGUUUUGUGAAAUGCCCCCCAGGAGCUACAUUGUAAGGUUCUUUUCCACCUGCUGCUUUGCCACUGGAAGAUCUGAGAGUGGUUACAGGUUUGGAGCACCAUACGGGACGUAAACCCUUGUAUGAUCCUUGUUCAACAGUCGUCGCAGUUGCUGGCCUGCCACCUUUGCUGAUAGGCACAGGCAACUAAUUUGAUACCAAUAUAGUUUCUUGAAUGCAUUGUUAAGGUAAUUUGUACCAGCAUGUUUUGGCUGUUUAUAAGCACUCCAAACUAUAUUGCUGUCACAUAAAUGUCAUUAAUUUAGGUGACAUUGUGAAAUAAUGAAAUGAUGCUGCUGAUUAUUCGAACUGUGAGACAAAUCAAGAAGUCAACAAACUUGUAUUUAUGUGUGUUUGACCAUGGUCUUUAUUGAUAGCUGAUUAUCAUUAUUUAUCUCUUUUUCAAUCAGACUAGUCAGUAAAGUAAUCAUAGUGAAAAGAAUAACAAACGGCAAUGAAUGCAAAUCAUUACUUCGAGCAUUAUAAUGUCAAGAGCGAUCUGUAAGGAAUCAUUAGAGGACCCAGCCGGGUGACAAAGUAAUAUAUUUUGACUAGCCGUAACAAUUUGUCCCUUCGCCUUGCACUGCGAUAAAACCGCAGUGUGAAAACGAAUGGAGCUCCCCCAUCCCUUGCUGAUAAGCGAGUGAACUGUGUACAGUCCCUGGUUUUGCACAGACAAGAUACACAUUAUGGAGUAUGUAAUUCAAGGGUGAGCGAAGAUGACUUCCCGCCUGAAACCCUGAGCAUUACACACGGCAUAUGCCAUGCAACCUCAGCUUUUUUUUUGCAACAGAGCCGAGAUUGGAAACCGAAAA
Molecule: messenger RNA, 2231 nt
Organism: Strongylocentrotus purpuratus (purple sea urchin)
Lineage: Eukaryota; Metazoa; Echinodermata; Echinoidea; Camarodonta; Strongylocentrotidae
Gene: wdr45
Product: WD repeat domain phosphoinositide-interacting protein 4
Exons: 10
Coding region: 212-1240 (342 amino acids)
Biological process (GO): protein lipidation; nucleophagy; protein localization to phagophore assembly site
Cellular component (GO): cytosol; extrinsic component of membrane; phagophore assembly site membrane
Molecular function (GO): phosphatidylinositol-3,5-bisphosphate binding; phosphatidylinositol-3-phosphate binding; protein binding
Source: RefSeq, a predicted model, not a curated record